Molecule: messenger RNA, 2201 nt
Organism: Tachyglossus aculeatus (Australian echidna)
Lineage: Eukaryota; Metazoa; Chordata; Mammalia; Monotremata; Tachyglossidae
Gene: SLC2A1
Product: solute carrier family 2 member 1
Exons: 10
Coding region: 81-1553 (490 amino acids)
Biological process (GO): response to insulin; D-glucose transmembrane transport
Cellular component (GO): apical plasma membrane; basolateral plasma membrane
Source: RefSeq, a predicted model, not a curated record
UCAUUUCGCAGCCUGGGCACCGGGGCCACCACGGGAGCCGGGAAAGCGGGCAUCCCGACUCGGGGAGGAGGAGGAGCAGCAUGGAGGCGGGAACCAAGAUGACGGCUCCCCUGAUGCUGGCGGUUGGAGUGGCGGUGCUCGGCUCUUUGCAGUUUGGCUAUAACACCGGGGUGAUCAACGCUCCGCAGAAGGUGAUCGAGGAAUUUUACAACCACACCUGGGAGAGUCGCUACCGGGAGCCCAUCCCAACCAGUACACUCACCACCCUCUGGUCCCUGUCGGUCGCCAUCUUCUCCGUCGGGGGCAUGAUGGGCUCCUUCUCCGUGGGACUCUUCGUCAACCGCUUCGGCCGGCGGAACUCCAUGCUGAUGGUGAACUCCUUGGCCUUCAUCUCCGCCGUCCUCCUGGGCUUCUCCAAGAUGGCCUACUCCUUCGAGAUGCUGAUCCUCGGCCGCUUCGUCAUCGGCCUCUACUGCGGCCUGACCACGGGCUUCGUGCCCAUGUACGUGGGCGAGGUGGCCCCGACCGCUCUGCGGGGCGCCCUGGGCACCUUGCACCAGCUGGGCAUCGUCAUCGGCAUCCUCAUCGCCCAGGUGUUCGGUCUGGACUCCAUCAUGGGGAACGAGGCUCUGUGGCCCCUGCUCCUGGGCUUUACCUUCGCCCCCGCCCUGCUGCAGUGCGUCCUGCUGCCCUUCUGUCCCGAGAGCCCCCGCUUCCUCCUCAUCAAUCGCAACGAGGAGAAUAAAGCCAAGAACGUGCUGAAGAAGCUGAGGGGGACCACGGACGUCAGCAGCGACCUGCAGGAGAUGAAGGAGGAGAGCCGGCAGAUGAUGAGGGAGAAGAAAGUGACCAUUCUGGAGCUGUUCCGCUCCCCCAUGUACCGACAGCCCAUCCUCAUCGCCGUGGUGCUGCAGCUGUCCCAGCAGCUCUCGGGGAUCAAUGCCGUCUUCUACUACUCUACCAGCAUCUUUGAGAAGUCGGGGGUGGAGCAACCCAUCUAUGCCACCAUCGGGUCCGGGGUGGUGAACACAGCCUUCACAGUCGUGUCUCUCUUCGUGGUGGAGCGGGCCGGGCGCCGGACCCUGCAUCUCAUCGGCCUGGCCGGCAUGGCAGGCUGCACCGUGCUGAUGACCGUCGCUCUCACGCUUCUGGACCAACUGCCCUGGAUGUCUUACAUCAGCAUCAUCGCCAUCUUUGGCUUCGUGGCCUUCUUUGAGAUCGGCCCGGGCCCCAUCCCGUGGUUCAUCGUGGCCGAGCUGUUCAGCCAGGGGCCGCGGCCGGCCGCCUUCGCCGUGGCCGGCCUGUCCAACUGGUCCUCCAACUUCAUCGUGGGGAUGUGCUUUCAGUACAUCGAGCAACUCUGUGGCCCCUACGUCUUCAUCAUCUUCACCGUGCUGCUCAUCCUCUUCUUCAUCUUCACCUACUUCAAGGUCCCCGAGACGCGAGGCCGGACCUUCGACGAGAUCGCCUCGGGCUUCCGCCAAGGGGCGGGUGGCCCCGGCGACAAGACCCCCGACGAGUUCCACAGCCUGGGGGCCGACUCCCAGGUGUAGGCCGGGCCGGGCCGGGCCGGGCCGGGCUCGAGGAAGGAGUCGGGCGGAAGGAGCCGCCCGGGGCCGGGCCUGGGCUCCCGGCGUCCCCACGGGCCGGGGCGCGCGGACCUGCCUUUCGGGGAGCCGGUCCCCGCCUCCACCGACCCUCUCCGGGCCCCGUCAGACUGUCGGAGCAGAACGGAGGGCUCCCUUUCGUUACGGGGGGUCGUCGACGGCGAAACCGCAUUGGAACCUGGAGCCUCCGGCGAACAGAGCCGUUGUUGAAGUUGACAAGCCAGCACCGGAGUUUCCUCUUUAUUUUUUCGUUUUAGUGGACCCGUUGAGGGCUCUGCCCUCUCCCUGGGCGCCACUCACCCGGGCCGGGGGCGCGGUGGUCCGGCGUGGUGGGCCGCAGCAGCACCUCGUUGGGGUGGAGAAGUCGUCUCCGGGCCUCUCUCCGACACUGACCGUUCGGGCCGGCCCCACGACCCAAGGCGCCCCAAUCUGGGCUCACGUUACCCCCGUGCAGAGGGUGGGAUGGAGGCCGACAUCCCCCCCAUCACCUUCUGGGGGGUCUACAACCCUCCUCCCCACGCUAUUCCCUCUCCUCGCCCGUCACACCCUACUAGGGGAGUCUGUGGUCAUCAUUAGCCUAGUGGAUCCCCCCCC